Cylicostephanus goldi is the source of this 669-nucleotide messenger RNA. NCBI's taxonomy places the organism in Eukaryota, Metazoa, Nematoda, Chromadorea, Rhabditida, Strongylidae. The record is from the annotation of a GenBank genome assembly.
GCUAGUGUGCCUGAACAGUCCUCGGAAGAUAGCGGUCUCAAUAUCAAUCUUUUAUCUUCUCAUGUUUAUCUCAUCGCCGGUGUCCCUUUUCAUGGGCGUAUCCGUCGCACCAAAGCUGUCAUGUUAACGCAAGCUAGCGUGCCUGAACAAUCCUUGGGCGAUAGCGGUCUCAACAUUGAUCUUCUUUCUUCUCAUGGUGAUGGUGUUCCAUCUACAGCUGUCUGCCACGAAGAUGGAGUAUACUUGCUCGAGGACGUCAACAUCAAAGACUUCAUUACUUUUUUGGAAACCAUUUAUCCACCUUUCAAGGACAUCACAGGUGAAAACGUGGAAAGCGUUUUACCGACGGCUUUUCUCUUCAAUGUCGAGCAUAUUGUGAAGAAAUGUGAAGUUUAUCUGGGGAAUGAAGGUGCUAAAAAAUCGUUUGAUCUUCUUCAAAGACUUGUGCUUGCCACAACCUACAAAUUGAGUUCUCUUCAGAAAGACUCUUUGGCAUCGCUCCAAAAUGCACAUGAUGUUCUCUCAUUGUUGGAUGAUCCACGUUUGCAAAGCGCUUCCCCAGACUUGCGUUCUCUAUUGCUGGAAACGUUGCUUGAACGUUUCAGGUCCGAAGCAAAGACAGCAGCUACCUCGGAAGCUGAUACGGCAUCCACAAAGUCGGACUUCUGA